AUGAGAGUUUUUGUUUGCGGAUGCGUUCAUGGUUCAUGGGAUAUAGUUGUUGAUGAGGUGAAUAAGCUUGUGGAGAAUGGCACCAAACUUGAUUUAAUUAUUGUCGCGGGUGAUUUAGAGGCUUUUAUCACAGAAUCGGAUUUGCUGUCUUAUAAGAGACCAAAUGGAACGCAAGGUUUCGGCUCAUUUCAUAAAAUAGCUAAUGGAGAGAAACAUCUUCCCUGCAAAAUGCUUGUAAUUGGCGGAAAUAACGAAUCCACCGAUAUUAUUUUUCAGCUUCCAUUCGGAGGGUGGAUUACACCAGAUGUCUACUUUGCUGGCAGAGCUUCUCAAAUUUAUUUUGGUGACCUUUUGAUCACAUGCACUAGUGGAGUAUAUAACGUGAAAAACUAUUGGAAAAAAGUCUAUGAACAUUUCCCUGUAAGAAAAAAGGAAUGCUAUUCUGUGAAUCAUACACGAGCUUUUUCAAACUUUCAAGUUUAUGGGCUUACGCAGUUGAACAUAUUCGUUACGCAUGAUUGGCCAUCAGGAAUUCCUAAAAUGUUUAGAGAUAUAAUCCCAAAAAAAUCUCUUGUUGACUCAGAUGACUCUAAUGACUUUGGAAUGCAAGACUAUCGAAAAAUCCUAGAAAAAAAGCAACCUAAAUAUUGGUUUGCAGCACAUCAUCACAUAAAAUUUGAAUGCGAACCAAAUCCAGGCACCAAAUUCAUUGCUGUUCCUAGAGUGAUUCAAGAUAAUUGGUAUUCAUUACAAACUUUUGAUGAGAAACCGGGUGAUUUCAUGAUUUCAGGAGAGUGGAUUAAUAUUCUCAAGAAAACAGAAGAAUAUAUGAAGGACCCAAGUGUUCUUAAAGACAUCGAUUGGGAUGAAGAAUGGACAAAAAUCAAUUCCUUACCUUCUGCUGAUUUACCAAUUAAAGUACCAGUGAUGGAAUAUAAUAAUGACUAUAAGGUACAGACUGCAAAAUUCUGUGAAACUUAUGGAAUUUACAACCCUAAUAUUAUGUAA
Messenger RNA from Trichomonas vaginalis G3, 1008 nucleotides. Its product is annotated as RNA lariat debranching enzyme protein. Gene Ontology annotation, cellular component: nucleus. The record is from RefSeq and is a predicted model, not a curated record. Gene Ontology annotation, molecular function: RNA lariat debranching enzyme activity. Gene Ontology annotation, biological process: mRNA splicing, via spliceosome. The coding region runs from base 1 to 1008 and encodes 335 amino acids. The transcript has a single exon. NCBI's taxonomy places the organism in Eukaryota, Parabasalia, Trichomonadida, Trichomonadidae.